Molecule: messenger RNA, 988 nt
Organism: Gordionus sp. m RMFG-2023
Lineage: Eukaryota; Metazoa; Nematomorpha; Gordioida; Chordodea; Parachordodidae
Exons: 4
Coding region: 202-945 (247 amino acids)
Source: RefSeq, a predicted model, not a curated record
UAAUUUUGCCUUUUUUAAAAAAAAAAUUGAUAGAAAAAGUGAAAUUUCUUUAAAUAAUAUUUCCUAUAAAAAAAAUACUCCAUAAUAAACUGUCUUUCCUCGUAAAAAAUCCGAUAUCUUUAUUCGCUCAUUACUUGCAAAUUUACAAGCAGUUAGGAAUGAUUAGUAAAUUGGGGUGUUUGAAAGCACAAAAGGGAAAAGAUGCAACAAUACCCAUUAUUUCAACACAAAUCACCCUUUACCGAUACCGAAAGACGUCAUUUGGAAAAAUCAUUGGAAACUUUGAAUUUUCGGUUGAUGUUGCUGGAAAAAUUGCUAAUAUUCUCGAAAAAUAAAUACGCAAAGAAAACUGAAAGUAUCACACGCGAAUUGGCUAGGACGAGAUGGGAGUUAUCCAAGAUGGGAGAGGAAAAUAAAAUUCUGCUGGGAUUGAUUAUGAAGGGUCUUUUUUAUUUGACAAAAACAUCAUUCAAAAAUUAUAAAGAAAAUAACGACAUCGACCUAUCCAAUCUAUUAACACCUAAUAGUAUUUUUAAAAAUCUUGAAUUCUCAAAUGGAUCCCACACCACGAGCGUCACAAGAUUUGUACUGGAAAGAAGUGCAUCUACCCACUCCUCUUCCUGUAAUCAAUACGAUUGCUACGAUGACAAUAAAUCCGAUACGUAUUCGAAUCCAUGCCCUAGCGGAUUUUCAGAUAUCAACAUAUCUAUGGCCAGUCUUCAAAUGAAUACGGAUACCGAGAUUCCUGCUGGAAAGCGUAGGCGGGAGAAAUUUGUGACAAAAUGUAUGAGUUCUAUAUCAUUCAGGGUUAGAAAGUCUGGUAAAUACGUAGUGACUCGUAGAGAACCUCGUAGCAGUGAGUUGGAUAACAAUUUGGAUAGUAAUAGCAAACACACUUUGCUGCUGAUUCUGAAUAAAAUUUUCAAAAAGUUCAAGGAAAAGUGACUAUAUUUAUCUUUCUCAAUUUCUGUUAUAACGUAUAAGUAAU